AUCUCAGUUGACUAUAAACCUUAACCACUCCAAAAAAUGCUGUUCCUCUUAGUCUCUCUCUUAGUAGCAAGUGGCGAAGCCCGUCCAGCAGAUCCAGCUCCUCAAUGGGGAAACCUUACUGUGGUUUGCCCUGACAACCCAGAAGGAUUCUUGCUAUUUGUUCCUCAUCCAUUUGACUGUACAAAAUACUUUGUCUGUGUAGAUAAUGCCCCUGUACUUAUGAGCUGCGCUCCACCUCUCUACUUUGAUCCUAACAUUAAAAACUGCAAUUGGCCUGAUCAAGUAGACUGCACCCAGCACGAGACUGAUGCCCCAACUGAUGCUCCCACUGAUACCCCAACUGAUGCACCAACUAAUGCUCCCACUGAUACCCCAACUGAUGCACCAACUGAUGCUCCCACUGAUGCCCCAACUGAUGCCCCAACUGAUGCUCCCACUGAUGCACCAACUGAUGCCCCAACUGAUGCUCCUACUGAUGCCCCAACUGAUGCUCCCACUGAUGCCCCCACUGAUGCCCCCACUGAUGCACCCACUGAUGCUCCUACGGAUGAAACCACUGAUGGUCACCCAACACACCCAUCACACCCUACACAUCCAUCACACCCAACAACCCACCCUCACACUACUCAUCCCCACCCCACUCACCCAGGUUGCUCUAAAGUUGUUGAUAUGGAACAGUACAUGGAAUUUAUAUUAUAUAAUUCAGCAGUUUCACACAAAGAACAGUUGAUUAUAAGACUUAAUCACAUAAGAAUGCUGUUCCUCCUAGUCUCUCUCCUGGCAACUACUGGUGAGGCCCGUCCAUCAGCUCCUCAAUGGGGAAACAAUACUGUGGUUUGUCCAGAUAGCCCAGAUGGGUACCCAGUAUUUAUUCCUCACCCUCAUGACUGUACAAAAUACUUUAUCUGUGUUGGUAACACUCCUGUACUUAUGAGCUGUGCUCCACCUCUCUACUUUGAUCCUAACAUUGACAACUGCAACUGGCCUUAUAAUGUAGACUGUACCCAGCACGAGACUGAUGCACCAACCAAUGCUCCAACUGAUGCACCCACUGAUGCACCAACUGACAAUCCUACUGACGAUCCAACUGAUUCUCCCACUGAUAAUCCUUUUAAUGAUCCUUUUGAUGCUCAUUCAAUCAUGAUUAUCUAAGAGUGCCAUUAAGUAACAUUGAUGUUUCUUUACAAUAGUAAUGAAAUUAUUUAAUUGGUCAUUAUUUUAUUUUAACUGAAGACUUAAAUAAAUUGCAAAAUUGGUUUA
Molecule: messenger RNA, 1260 nt
Organism: Eurytemora carolleeae
Lineage: Eukaryota; Metazoa; Arthropoda; Copepoda; Calanoida; Temoridae
Product: mucin-2
Exons: 3
Coding region: 37-1152 (371 amino acids)
Cellular component (GO): extracellular region
Molecular function (GO): chitin binding
Source: RefSeq, a predicted model, not a curated record